Molecule: messenger RNA, 5412 nt
Organism: Orbicella faveolata
Lineage: Eukaryota; Metazoa; Cnidaria; Anthozoa; Scleractinia; Merulinidae
Source: RefSeq, a predicted model, not a curated record
GCAACAAGGGCUAAUUUGCAUGCAAACAAAAGAACACUAAAAUGGCGGCCAUUUUGGAAUAAGGUGUAUAAGACGUGACUUCGAGAGCAUUUUGGAUUGCAUUGCAGUUUUGCCGUUGAAACCCGCUGUUUACCGACAAGAAUAGUUAUUAUUAUUACUACACUGAAGGAUAAGCUUGUAUAAUCUCACUGUUUACAACACGACACGUACAUCCUCUGUUGUGAGCUGAUUGACUCCGUUCCCUAGUAUGGACAAGACAACAGACGAUACGCCUACAGAAGUCACCUCACCAGAAGUCCCAGUUUCGUUGGCUGAUGAUCAACAUUUGUCAAAUGGAAGGCAGUCCAGUUCUGGUGUGAGCAUUAAAACAGAGUGUGCUGUUUCAAGAAGUAUGGGAGCUUUUGAUGAUCAGACAUUUUCAUUUGCAGCCAUGUGGAAAGAAUCAUUUUCUACUACAGAUGAUGCAUUUAGGAAUAGUCAUUUCUAUGCUGGUGUUUCCGACAAAACUGAGAAUGCAUCUGGUAAAGACUACGUUAGUGAGACAUUGUUUGCAAGUGAGUCAGAAAAGCCAGUUUCCAUAGUGGAUUUCUUAAAUAAAAGUCAAUCUUCUAGUGUGAACACAAAAGCUUUACCAUCCACAUCUUCAUGCAGCAUGGAUAUAUCCGCUAUAGAGGAAACGAUAUCCUUAGUGAAUGACAUGGUAGAGAGAAGUAAGCCUACCUCUGGCCUUGACAGGAAGAACAAAAUUUCUAUGUCUCCAGAGCAGCUUAAACAACCACCAAGGAAAAAGACAAAACUCAGUAGAAGUAUGCAAGUACCAGUGAAGGAUUUGCUUGAUGGAAUUCACACCUCACUGUGUAAACAUGAUUGCAAUUUCAAGCACAAUGCUCUUGUUCUGGCCAUUUGUGUCCCAGACGAUCAUGAGCUAAAAGACUAUCUGGAAAAUCAUUGGAAACGAGUCAUGACAAAUUGCUGGAAAUCAGCUCAGUACUCUAUAGAUCCCAAAUUGAUGACUCAGUUGGUUCAUUUGACAGUGCUGUUUGGUAAAUACAAUUUGCUGAAAUGUUUGCUAAGAGUUCAUGUUGACUGCUCAGGGUUGUAUGUAGAUUCAGCUCAGAAUUCCCCUCUUCACACCAUCUUAAAAUGCACACAUUAUUACAUGCCAUCUUCCUCCCAUCAAGAGAAACUUAUGGCAUUUCAACGCAUUUUGCAUCUUCUUGCAAAGUACAACUGUAAUAUUGUUCUGGUGAGGGACAGGCCUAAUGAAGACACGAUUCUUCAUGUGUGUGCUAAGAAAAUCAACAAACUAACCAAUCAGGUACAGUCAAUACAAUCACAUGGUCAUGAUGAGUUGAAGCUUCAAGGAUUGCUUAAUCAAAGACAGUUAUUAGAAGGAAUUUUCAAAGAAGUGAUCCACACUUUGAAGAGGCUUUCUGCUGAUGGAUCUUUGCAUCACAAUCAAGUCAUUGAAUUGUUUGAUUGUGCAAAUAAUGCAGGAGAAACGAUGUCGCAGAUUCUUAAAGAAGACGAAUCAGCAAGGAAUAACUGUGGAGUUCUUGCCAGUCAGGUAGCAUCAACACUUCACCAAGAAGGAAAUACAGUAUGUACAAAGCAGCAAAAGAUAGUAGCUGAGGAGAACUUAGAGAAUGUAAUGACAGAAGAAAACAUAUCUCAGUUGAGUACUGUUGCUAGAUCUUCAGGUUCAUGUACUGCUCAAAAUGAGAAUACUCAUGUUUUAACUCAAGCAGCUUAUCUGUCUGGUACUGAAGCCUUCUGCACUAACCACUUGUCUGUGGUAACAACUGAGUCUCCAUCAAUGAGGACAACCCAAAUUGUAACAUCAACCCAAAUAGAAAAUUCCACUGGGACCAUUACGUUAUCAACUAACUGUCCAUCUGUCCAGGUGGCCACUGGAUGUCCAAGUCAAUCUUCAUUGACCACUGAAUCUACCUCUUUGUGGCCAGAGCAAACCGUUGAAAAUUCCAUAGAGACCACCAUUCUAUCAACUGAGUGUCAGUCUGCCCAAACGCCCAAUGGAUCUCCAAAGCAAUCUUUAUCAACCACUGAAUCUGCCUUGCUGUGUCCAGCGCAAACUGUCUUAGCAAGUCAAGCAGCAAAUUCCAUACAGGUUACCAUUCUAUCAACUGAGUGUCAGUCUGUCCAAGCACCAAAUGCAUGUCCAAAACAACCCACAUCAACUACGGUAUCUGGUUCAGUAAGGUUACCUCAAACUGUUGUGUCAACUGAAGUGGCAAAUCCCCUUGGCUCCACAACCUUAUUGACUGACUGUUCAUUUGGUCACACCCCUAGUGGAUGUCUGAAACAGUCCAUAUCAAAUGUGAGUGCUGCACCAAUCACAGUGCCUUCUAAAACUUUAGAUUCAGGAGCACAAGCUAUGCAGACCAUGCCAGUGAACACAGGAAGACAGCUGUCAGGGAAACAUACAUUUCUGUGCAGCCAGGACUGCACUUUAAAACAUCACAAGUUGGUAGAGCUUCUGUGUGCUACACCUGAUCACCUUAACACAGAUACAGCAACAGUAGAAGCUGAAUCGUGUGCUGAUCUCAAAGACUACUUAGAGAAAAGCCAUUGGGUCAUUCCGGAGGUAGUUCCUGCCCUUGAGCCAAGCUUGCGUCUCCCCAUUGUUCAUCUUGCUUGCUUUCUUGGGAAACACAAGGCAUUAGAGGUGCUUUCAGAUUUUGGCUUUCACGCUCUCCUUCGCACUGCCAAUACUGAGGAAACCCCAUUACAUAUGACAGUGCAACUGCUGCAUUACCAAACAUCUAACAGCAUCUUUUUGUCUGAUGUUGUCGUGAACAUUGUGAAGACUCUAAAUCAGCACUGUCAUCCCAUUUCUCUGUUCUCAGCCAAGGAUGCGAAAGGGAAUUCAGUGCUUCAUGCAAUGGCAAAAUUGAUCUCAUCAAAUGUUCCUGUGGCAGCUACACUUCUUUAUGUCUACCUCUUUAGAGUGUUUGUCCAUUUUAUACUGAAGGAACGACAAUGUAUCCCAAAGUCUGGGUCCCUUCAGAUUCUGUCAAAUUGUUUGAAGGAUUGCAAUAAAGCUGGUCAAAAUGUCGAGUCACUAUUGCAAGAAAGUAUCCAUGGUGAGCAACUUUUGGAGUACCUCAAUGGCCUCAUGCAAAAAGGCAGGCCAGAAAUGUCUUCUGAAACCAUUGUGGAAGGUAGGAAAGACAGCCAUGGACACCCAGAAGGCCAGCAUGUCACAUGCACUGAUCAGAAACAUGCUGGAACCCAAAGAGAAAUGAGCAAGGAACCCAAGAACCUUGUUGAUUUCAUUCUUUCUGCAGAUUGUAAAAUCAGUAGUGCUUCCAAGAAAAGAAUAGUGGAUUGUUACAUUGGAGAAUAUGAAAGUAGAUUGCAACUGGUAAGGGCAAAAAUGGCCACAGUAAGACAGGAAAUGGCCUCAGCAAAAACAUUGCUGGAACGGAAUAUGAUAGUAGGUGCAAAAUUGCGCAUGAUGGAAUCGGAGGUCAGUUGGAAUGCAAAAAGAAUGAAACUGAGGGAAGGCGAGUUGAAGAAAAAGCAAAGGGAACAGGUACUUCUUCACAAAAGACUUCUGCUUUUGGAAGGACUGCAAAACAUUGUCAAUGAAAGAUAAGUUAGUACAACCUGAGGAUAAUUUUAUGAAUUUACUCCUCUUUCCAAGGGUUUUGAAUCACAUAAAAUGGGGCAAGCCAAAUGUAGGCUACAGCGAGGGUGAGAACACAGGGGUUCCAAUUGAAGAUACCCUAGGUAGAACUAGAGAAUGGAAGUGACAGGGAGAUGCAAAGGAUAUACUUGACAAUGGAAAUUAUGGUACAGUGGAACCUCUGUUAAGGGGACACCCUUGAGACUAAAAGAAAUUCUCCGCAAAAAGUGUUUCCCCUUUACAGUUAGGACCCUUGAACAGUGAACAUUUAGCAUUUUUUGUACAUUUUUUAGGCAGAGUAUUUAGCAAGAUAAAAAGUAAAAACUGUAAAGAAAGUGAUAUAAUUUGAUGAGUAGGCACAAUUUGUUUACCAUAAGCCUGUUCGUUCGUUGUUUACCAUACUUACUCACGAAAGUGCUGUAGGGUUUUGUGCAUAUUUUUAGAUAUGCAUAAUAAGCAUAAAAUUUGCUUAUAAUUUUGCUAAAAUUUUAAGACUUAAUAUUGACCAUUAUGGUUUUCGUGUGUCUGUUAUUGUUUUGGUUUACAUGAUAGCAAGGUUUCUAUUGUUUCCCACUGGUCAUAGCAUACAGUGUAUCCUGGCCAAAACUGAGUCUUAAGUAAUGCGUAGAAAGUACAAGAGUUUGUAUUGGUUCCUUUAACUGAGAAUUUAAAGUUUUUUCUAUUGUUAAUAGCUAAAACACUGAACAAAGUUGAGGAAACAAUGUCCAGCAUUGGACAAAAUUUUUGCAGGUUCUAAUUUUUGCCAUUUUUUGCAUUUUUUUACCACAAAUUAUCCACAGAAAUAAGUUCCUGCAAAUAUUUUCUCCACAAAACAUUUACUCAACUGACAAUAUUAUACAUCCAAACAUCACAUGCAGAAUUUUGGUGUCAUUUAUUUAAAUUGUAUCUUUCAAUUAGAAACAAACCUUGGGGGAUAUGCAUCAAAUGGUAUGGACUGUAGUUUUUGCUGAGCCAUUGCUAGAGCAAUCAGCCACACUAGGGCAAAAUGUAAUUGCAAUGGAGUGAUACUGAGUACUGUGUUUUAUAUCUCUUCAAUUUGUUUCACUUGUUGGUUGCAUGUAGUUGAAUAAAAAAUAAAAAAAUUGUCAUAAUUCGGAUCAAACGCACCUUCCCAACAAAAAUUAAUACCCGGCAAGAAAAACCAGUCUUAAAAGAUUGCAAAAAUUGGUUCCCACUAAAUACAAAAAAAUCGGCGAUCCACAAAAUUAAACUCCUGCAAAAAUUUGUGUCGCAAGGUAUCAUUACAUUUGUGAUAAGGAGUUUAUGUUUGCAUUUGUGGGGAUGACACUCAUCAGAGCCUAAUAAUUAACAGUAAAGAACGACCAAACCUAACACUGUAUAAGAGUUCUGAUUGGUUCAUUCAUUGGAUUUUGGUUAGUUAGAUGAUAUUGCUUUGGACAGACUCUAGAAAGUUACUCUGUUGUAGUUACACUUGGUUACUGUUUCACAUAAUUAUUGUCCAGUAAGUAAUGAAAGAGUCAUGAAAAUUUCAUAGAAAGUGCCCUACUUUUCCCUAGCAUUUCUUUUUCUCUUUUUUUUUUUUUUUUUUUUUUGCAGCGUUCUUCCAGCUGUUUUGUUGCAAAUUAUUUAAUCUGAAGUAAAUUAUUGGAAGACAUACACUUUUUGCUCAGAACCCACCAGUUUAUCGAGAUCUUCAGUUAUAGGUCUACUUAUAGUUCUUGUGCUACUUGCCUAUGGCCCAUAAGUAUAAGUAUAUUGAAAAAUUAAAGAUGAUGAAUAGU